ACGAAUACAUAAAGUUUUUCGGUAAUAAGAUAUACUGGUUUUGAACUAACAAAUAUACGGUGUGCAGAAGUUCGAAAAGGAAACUGGAUUUUUACAAUGGAGCUGAAUUUGAUGAAAAACCUUGAGUUAGAUAAAAUUUGUCGAAUAUGUUUAGCAGUAAAGAAAGAGAUGCGGCCGCUGUUUGGGGAAAUGGUAGCGGAAAUGCUGAUGGAAAUAGCUAAGAUACAGAUUGAGCAAAUGGAUGGGUGGCCAGACAAAAUUUGUAUUCAGUGCAUCCAUCAAGUCAGUCGGUGCCAUGCUUUUAAAACACGAGUGGAGAAGUCGGACAGUACCUUGCGGCAGUACAUUAAGGGAAUAACCGUGGUCGUUGAGGAGCACAUGCCGAAAGAGCUACCAAUUGAUAUUUCCAGGUCUCAACUUGCAACGCAAAAGAUGCCACAAAUCCAACCCAUUCAGGAGAUUCACAUUCAACGAACGGAUAUUCCAUCGAUUGCUGAAGCUGCUGCUCCUACAAUGAUAUUGACAAAUGCACAACUACUUAACGCCGGGGCUCAGAUUAUAAAUGCAGGUCAUUUGUUAACUACUGCCGCCGGUCAACAAAUUAUACAGGCACCUCAGUAUCAUGCAGCACAGAUUGGACAGUUCAUCCAAGGGCCAAACAAUACCAUUCAGAUGAUAACACAUGGAGCAGCGCAUCCAGCUCCAUUGUUGCAAAUUCAGCGAUCGGAUGAUCGGUGUGAAAUAAUUGUGCAACCAGAAAUGCCAGACCAGCAGUUUUACGACGACAGCAAUGUUAUCUCUGUAAAUCCGAUGCAAUCCGUCCCUAUGAUGGUAGCGGCUCCUCCACCAGCAGCGAUUCAUCAUCAUCAUUUGGCCCAUACUUUUCAGCAACAGCAGCAGCAGCAGCAUCUGCAACAACAGAUGCAACAACAUCAACUUGAAGAAGAGCUGCCGGAAGAUGAAGUCGAAGAAUUGCACAUUAAAGAUGGACAGGAAUCCGAAUAUGGCGAACAAGGGGAUAGUCAGAUCGAUAACGAUGAAAUGAUAGAGGAAGAUAUACAAGAGGAAGAAGACGUUGAAGCAGAACAGGAGGAAUUCUUUAUUACCGACUGUGAAACGGAUGAUGAAGAGAAGCAAUUAGCUGAGUUUAUGACCCAUCAGACCUCUUGUCCUAGUCCUGGGCGAUAUAUAUGCAAUUUGUGCCGGAAAGAAUUCAAUCAGCCAAAGUGUCUGCGAACGCAUAUGUCUUCCCAUUCCAACUGGUUAAAGGCAAACUGUAAAAAACAGCCUGAAUGCGAGAUUUGUCACAAGAGUUUUCGAGGACCAGGAAUGCUACGGAUGCACAUGAAAACGCAUGAAAAAGCCGACAAACUACCCACAUGCUCAAUUUGUCAAAAAGAAUUUAAAUCUAAAUCUAUUUUAUAUCGACACAGGCAAACGCAUUUUGAGAAAAAUUUUGCAUGUUCAAUGUGUGAGAAACGAUUCAGUUCAAAUUAUCAGUUGAACAUCCACAUGCAGCGACAUAAAAAACAAAAACCGCAUAAAUGCCCUCACUGCGACAAGUCCUUUUAUAAUACGUCCGAUUUGAAGGUUCACGUCAAUCAGCAUCUUGGUAUUAAGGUGAUCCAGAUUAAAAAGGUUGCUACAACUAGCUAAUCAAAGUAUUUGUAACAACUCUGUACCUAAACAAACCAACCAAUCAGUAGUUUUCACCAAAAUAAUGGUAAAAGAAUCUUCUUUUCUUUCUGGCAAAGCAGCUUUCCCUGCGUAUAACGGUAUUCCCUGGAGUCGUAGAAGGUUGCAAGGGAAACUUUAGUAAAUGAUGAAAAUUUAUGUACGUUCAGGGUUAAGCUGACGUACAAAUAGUUUGUAUAUAGUUUACUUUCGCUUAACAAACCUACGCUUCCCAAAAGCAACAGAUUUUAUUUAGAUUAACAACAAUCGCUUGUGCAAUGCUUUAGUUAGGUUAGUAGUUCGGUACUCGCUGGAUUCAAGUGCACAAUGUAUUUUCGAUUCCAGACUAUACUUUUUCUCC
Sabethes cyaneus is the source of this 2035-nucleotide messenger RNA. RefSeq names its product chorion transcription factor Cf2. Gene Ontology annotation, cellular component: nucleus. Gene Ontology annotation, molecular function: zinc ion binding; DNA-binding transcription factor activity; RNA polymerase II cis-regulatory region sequence-specific DNA binding. The record is from RefSeq and is a predicted model, not a curated record. NCBI's taxonomy places the organism in Eukaryota, Metazoa, Arthropoda, Insecta, Diptera, Culicidae. Bases 97 to 1656 code for a protein of 519 amino acids. Gene Ontology annotation, biological process: regulation of transcription by RNA polymerase II. The transcript is spliced from 9 exons.